Capsicum annuum is the source of this 3155-nucleotide messenger RNA. Its product is annotated as putative F-box protein At2g02030. Gene Ontology annotation, molecular function: protein binding. The record is from RefSeq and is a predicted model, not a curated record. Lineage: Eukaryota; Viridiplantae; Streptophyta; Magnoliopsida; Solanales; Solanaceae. Bases 1888 to 3069 code for a protein of 393 amino acids. The transcript is spliced from 4 exons.
UUUAAUUACAACUAAUUUUAUUCACAUAUUUAUUUUUGGUGUAUCAGAGUUUGAUCAUCAUGCAUGCCUUCUUUUAUUUGUUUUUCUUUUUUAUGAGAUUAAUAUAUAUAUAUACCAUGUGGUGUUAUUUUCUACUUUGAAUGUUUUGGUACUUGUAGUGUUUUUACUUGCUUGUUAAUGUUGACUUGAAUGGGUAAUCAGGUGUUCUGUUUGCCCUUUUAUUGAAAAUCCAGAAUUUUACUGCCCUAAUAAUUCGACCCUUUAAUGGGAAAGGGCUACCUAACAUAAUUUUUAUUUGGCCUGAAUUUGAGAGUUCUGGUUGAGUGAGCUGAGCUCCUGCUUGCUAUUUGUCUAUUUUUAAUUUUAUUUAUAACUGUAGUGUUCAGGUCCAACUUGCGUGUACCUCAACUAAUUCCACGGCAUACCUAUCACCUACCACCUUCCACCAGCAACAAGUAUCAUCGGGUAUCUUUGUUCGCUAAAGCUAGAACAGAUGGAAAGAAAUCACCUAGCCUUUUAUCUCUGCUAUUUGUCUAUUUAAUUAGGCUUUUGUUCAAAACAAAAAGAGAGAAUUCUACUCUCAUGUGGAUAUUGUGAGGGAGCUAAGGGUAUGUUUGGUGUGAAGAAAAAUGUUUUCUUUGAAAAGAGGUGAGUUCCUUACUUAUUUUGUAGUGUUAGGUAGUUCAGAGAAAAAAGAUUUUUUUUGAUAAUCGUGCUGUCUAGACUAGCUUGCGAGCACCUCGAGUAAUUUCAUGAGAUACCUUUCACUUCCACUUGCAGCUAGUAUCAAUGAACCCUGUCUAUCAAAUUUUGAAGAGUUUGAGCAACAUUGGCUAGAACAGAAAGGAAAAAACCACCUAGUGUUUUGUCUUGUUGGGAUUUUAGCAUGAGACCUCAUGGUGUUUAACCCACUUCAUUGACCAUUAAGCCACACCCUUGGGUGCCUAGCAAAAAUAUUUUUCAAGAGCAUUUAUAUGUAAUAUGGCAAAACACUAUGAGGGUGAGGAGAGGGGUUGGCAGGGGUGGGGGUGUUGGGUGUGUGGGAAGAGACAAUGAACUUGAAAUGUCAGUUAUGGCCCCUACUCCCAUUAGGGAAGUCAUUUUCCUCAUUUUUAAGUGGCAUGAUUUCCAAGAGAAUAUGUUUUCCAAAACAUUUUAACAACUAAACAUGAGAAAUGGGAAAACAUUUCCAAGAUAUGUUUUCUUCCAUACUAACACACCCUAGAGGACUUAAAUCUGAAAGGUUAUAGCAUCAUUUUACAAUAAUAAGUUUUGAGAAAAAUCUAUGCUUAGAACGGAAGCCUUGCAGAGAGUGAUAAUAAAAUCCUCCUUUGAAAGCUACCUCAUGUUGUCUUUAAGAUAGAACCUCGACUAUGUUUAUGUAAAAGGGCUCUUUAUGUGAUUUUAUGAAAAAGGAUGUUCUAGUGAAGUUUAUACAAUUUCUUGGAGCAGAAUAAUAUUUAAAGAAGGGGUUUGAAGAGGGAUUUGUCUAAGUUUUGUAUUCUAUUAUAGUCGUAUAUAAAAAUAAAGCAUGACUGAUUGUUACUUUUUGGUUAAGGAACUUAAAUAAGUUAGUGAACUUAUAAAUCCGAGUGUUUGAACACAAAAUGUAGCUAUUCUUCACCCGCUUCAGCAAGAGAUGGGAUACAAUUUCAUAUUAUGGGAGGACUCAUAUCGAAUCAAUGGUGAAUAGGCUUGGUUAUGACUUUUUUAUCAAAGACUGUAAUAACAGAAUUUCUUUUGCAACUGAUGAAAGGGAGCAUCUUUGUUCAAGAAAUCAAGGUUUAAUGUUAAGAUCACUUAGCACAGCAUGACCUGGAGUAUCAAGCUGUGAAUAUAUCGUCAUAGAUUUCUUUUAGAGCUUUCUGAUUUUAGUGGAUUUACGUCAUGAAAGACAGGUUGCCAAGAGGUAAAAAGUGGCUUAAGUUGGCAUCUGUAGAAACAAUCACGCUUGAACAGCUGAAACGAUGUACAACAUCAAGAGAAACAAAAGAAGAAAUGGAUGAUAAUUUAGAGACCAAGGGAAAUUGGCUUCCUGAUCACUUGCUUUUUAAGAUUUUUCUUCUACUUCCAGCUGAGACUCUGUGUGGACUGCGUUGCGUAUGCAAGUCGCUUCUCAACAUGAUCAACAGUCCAACUUUUGUUGAAGCUCACUUUCGUCAAUCUGAGACAGUUCUAAUUACUGAAAGUUCCGUUCACGAGGAAAUCAUACAUUCAGAUUUUCCACUACCUUCGAAUAAGACUGAAUGUUAUUUCCAUUUCUGGGACAUCCUCAGCGGUAAAGGCCAUAGAGUUUGUAUGCCAGAUAAUUUGAGGAACAUAGAGUGCAUUUUGGCUGCCUGCAAUGGUUUGGUCCUUGUCAAGAUUAGGAAUGGUGGAGGUCUAGUUGUUAUAAAUCCAAGUACGCGGAACCACAUUAGAGUGCCCCUUGGAACGGUUGGCUUUGGGACCGAGUGCUAUGGGUUCAUGUUCAGCAAUUUCACAGGUGCUUAUAAAGUAGUACACUUGUUCCGUGAAUCUAGAAACAUUCGUUGUGAGAUCCUGAACCUUACUACAAGAUCAUGGCAUGCAGUGGAUGGACCUAAUUCAAAAGAAUUUGUUUUGAUCACUACUCGUAGAUCUGUUUCAGCAGUUGGUGCUUUGUAUUGGCUUCCACAGAGUGAGGGCUGUAAGCAUGUUGUCUCCUUGGGAUUUCAUGAUGAGAAAUUCCUAACUAUACCUCUACCAAUCAGCAGCACCAAAAACGAUAGACUUGUUGAGAUUGGAGGCUCCCUGAGCUUUGUAACUCAUGCCACAUUGAAUCUGAUUCAGGUAUGGAUACUGAAGAGUGGGAAUUGGUUAAAGAGAUAUAGCAUCAAUAGGUUAUAUGAUAUCACUGGAUUUGUUCCCCUUUGUGCUUCGACGAAGGAAAUAGUUUUCGAGAGAGAAGAAGGAUAUGCUUUGUUACAUGUUUACAAUUUUGAAGCUGAAGAAAUGGAGGAGGUUAAUUUUAAAGGCACCAAGAGAAUUAAAGAUCUUUAUAUGCCUCAUGUAAAGUCCCUUGUUUCAUGGGAUAGUCCUCAACUUUAGUGGGAUGUAUAAAUACUCAACCUGACCCUUUGUGGCGUUAAAACUUUGAAACUUAUGACUUUAAGGAUUGCAAUUUUGAAUUUCAA